CUCCCAAUUUCCAUUCCUUCAUUCCCUCACUCCUUGUUUUUACCUCCCUCCCUCCCUCCUCCAAGAUACCGGAGCUCCUGAGAUAUGCCUGCCUGGGCACAGGUGUUUGGCAGCUGGCACAGCUCCAGCUGCUCCUGCCCAGGGGCUCCACACAGCAAACUUUCUUGGCUUGAGGGUUGAGAGGAUGCAGUGCACGGAUGUACUGAGGUUUCGGCUUCCAUGGUGAUUUGCGAAUCGUGGUUUAUAGAGUCUCUCUGCAACAGGGCUGCCCUCGUUGCGUGGCUAGAAAAAUCCAGACGGCCAUAGCAGGUUUCGGGCAAUGCCCGCUUCUGCUUCAAAGGCCUCAUUGCCGCCCUCCUGCCACUUUUGUGGGCAGCCUCAUCCCUCCCCUGGAGCGGGGCCAUUCUCUGGGUCCUUCCCUCCCUCCCUCCCUCCCUCCUUCCGGCCAGACUCCCCAAAGUAGGAGGUGUGGACAGAGCUCCGGGACCCCGGAGUAGCCAGCUCAGCAGCCUCCCGGGCUUGGCCACAUGCGAAUCUCUGGCCGUGGGCCGUUGUGUUUUGCCAGCACAGCUGGGAAGGCGUGUGUGCACUGGAAUUACACCAAGGCCUCCCUCCAGGCGCCGCCGCUGGACUUCUCCUUCCGAGGCAUCAGCUUCAUGCAAGACCUGCUGACGGAGGAGCCCCGUCCUGGGCUCAGGGCCAUCCGGCGCUUGGAGGGAGGCCGCCUGCUGACUCAGGCCAUCCGGCUGAACAACAACACCCUGAAUGAUUUGAAGGAUUUCCCAGACAUUAUGGAGAAGCUGUUGGAGUAUCCGCUGGACAUCUACUGGAUCGACCUCUCCUUCAACGACCUGCCCAGCAUCGACCCGGUGCUGACCACCUACUACAACCUCCGGAACCUGAACCUCCAUGGCAACAGCAUCCAGAGCCUCUCCGAAGUGGACAAGCUGGCCGUCUUGCCUCACCUGCGCAGCCUCACCCUGCAUGGAAACCCCAUUGAGGAGGAAAAGGGCUACAGGAGCUACGUCCUGUCCACUUUGCCCCAGCUGAAGUCCUUCGAUUUCAGCGGCGUCACCAAACUGGACCGCAGCACCGCAGCCGUCUGGAGACGCAUGAACAUCAAGCCCAAGGUCGUCCGGAAGAAACGGGAUCGAUACUGAUGAUGGGCACCCGCCUUCCUUCCUUCCUGCGGAAUAAAACUUUAGAGUGGUUUCACCUGGUGAAUUGCGC
Messenger RNA from Thamnophis elegans (Western terrestrial garter snake), 1230 nucleotides. Its product is annotated as leucine-rich repeat-containing protein 51-like. Gene Ontology annotation, molecular function: protein binding. The record is from RefSeq and is a predicted model, not a curated record. NCBI's taxonomy places the organism in Eukaryota, Metazoa, Chordata, Lepidosauria, Squamata, Natricidae. The transcript is spliced from 4 exons. The coding region runs from base 528 to 1160 and encodes 210 amino acids.